AUGGCCCGGGCUGUAGCGCCACCUCUGGUAAUUAGCGGUGUAGCAAGGUGGUCAUUAGCUGGAGCCAUCUCGGUGAGGGAUGAACGUGUCUUCCGGAGCUCCGACUGGAAGCAGCUGUUGACUCCGCUGAGAGGGUCACCGCGGAACAAGCCGUCCCCCGAGCUGCAGCCUCUGCCGGGCAAACGAGUGUUUACUAAUGAUGCACGAUUGACUCUUGAACCUGAUCGCACGUCUGGGAUCGCGCCCGCACCUGCCAUGAUGGAGGUGAUCUCAGCAGAGGAGGAAGAAGAGGAGGAGGAGGUGACAAAAGCCACCGAAACCCCUGAAACAAUGAAAGCCUCCGAUCGUGGGGGCUUUGAACCCGGGCGCUCUGUAACCUCCGUCUCUGGGUGCGUCGCCGCCGCGUUGGAGCCAAACGUGUCACACAAAGAAAUUAAAGAUGGCAGUUUACAGCGGAACACACCGGAGCUUUUUUGGUGGAACGCGGCGGAGCUGACAAAUUGA
Knipowitschia caucasica is the source of this 504-nucleotide messenger RNA. The record is from the annotation of a GenBank genome assembly. Lineage: Eukaryota; Metazoa; Chordata; Actinopteri; Gobiiformes; Gobiidae.